AUGGCGGAGGCGGCCGGGCCCUUCCACCGACUGCAGGCCGGGUCGUUGAGGGGCCGGGAGCGGGACUGGGGCCGGGGCCGCGCGGAGGCUGAGGGGCCCCGGCGCAGCCUGAGCCGCUCUCUCUGCAGCGUGACCGAUGCGCUGGAGGUGUGGACGGGGGAGCUCAGCGCCCGCCCGUCGCUGGGCUGCCGGUGCCAGCCGGAGGAGCACGGCGCGAAGCUCAGGGAGGCGUUGGGGCGCGGCGCGGCCUCGCUGAGCCCGGGGGAGAGACCGGGCACGCUGCGGCUGCGGGGGGGCGCGGCGUGCUCAGCCCUGGAGCUCUGCCCGCUGCCCGCCGCUGAGGCGAGGAGCCAGCUGCGGGCGCUGCUGUUCGGCAUGGCGGGGCAUAUCGAGAGCCUGGAGAGACGCCUCAGCGCAGUGGUGGAGACACUGGCAUCUUCCUGCAGCCCUGAAAAGAGCACAACUCAGAGCCAGCAGCAGUUCCUGCCAGACCCCAAGCCUGGGAAGAACAGGGGUGCUGGCUCCACUUUGCCAGCCAGGAGGAAGAUCCCAGGGGAGUCUCUCAUUAAUCCUGGCUUCAAAAGCAAGAAGGCACCAUCUGGAGUAGACUUUGAGGACUCUUGACCUGUGCUGACCCACCAGAGCCUGGCCAACUGCGGCUCUAGCAGGUGGAGAUUUCACUUGCACCUGGGGCCUGCUGAGCCCCUUGAGCCUGGGGAGGCGGAUGGGACAAGCAGGACCCAGAGGGCUGGCUUUUUUCCCUGCAAGUCUUCCCUGCUGGCAGGGGCCACCUCCCCACGUCACUUGCCAUGAAUUGGUGGGGUUUUUAAAGAAUUUUUGUAUUGCCAUGUAACUAAAAGGUUGCCUGUGCUUAACUUAUUGCCAGUAAAGAUGGGUUUAGCCAGCGAGUCUUUGGGGACCGGGACGACA
Molecule: messenger RNA, 930 nt
Organism: Strigops habroptila (Kakapo)
Lineage: Eukaryota; Metazoa; Chordata; Aves; Psittaciformes; Psittacidae
Gene: PAXX
Product: PAXX non-homologous end joining factor
Exons: 7
Coding region: 1-624 (207 amino acids)
Biological process (GO): double-strand break repair via nonhomologous end joining
Cellular component (GO): nucleus; nonhomologous end joining complex; site of double-strand break
Molecular function (GO): molecular adaptor activity
Source: RefSeq, a predicted model, not a curated record